AUGCUAGUCUCUAGGACUGUGAAUCGUGUUUUCCAAAAGGAGCGAAUUAUCAGAAUUAGCGUCAGCAACCUGCAUCUUGACCGCACAGCUUGUGUGUCCACACUGGCUUCCCCCAACUCAAAAUCGAGCCCCACCAGAAACUUCAACCUUACAACCUCUCGGGCCCAACAGAUCUCAAGACACCUCUCUACCCAGACAUCGCGAAAUCUCGAGAUGAGUUCACUCCCGAUCAGCGAGAAGGGCUAUCAUGCCAAUGCCCCCGGCGGAUACUCUGUCAGAAAGAACGGGGCGCCCAAUUCACUGGAGCACCGCAUCUACGUUGAAAAGGAUGGGGUGCCCUUGUCACCGUUCCAUGACAUCCCUUUGUACGCCAAUGAGCAGCAGACUGUUCUCAACAUGAUUGUGGAGAUUCCACGAUGGACUAACGCCAAGAUGGAGAUUUCCAAGGAAGAGAAAUUGAACCCAAUCAAACAAGAUAUCAAGAAAGGCAAGCUUCGCUAUGUCCGCAAUUGCUUCCCUCACAAAGGUUACCUCUGGAACUACGGGGCGUUCCCUCAGACCUGGGAAGACCCAAAUGUUCUCCACCCGGAGACCAAGGCCAAGGGUGAUAACGAUCCCCUCGACGUCUGCGAGAUCGGUGAGCUUGUUGCAACUCCAGGACAAAUCAAGCAAGUCAAAGUCCUCGGAGUCAUGGCCCUGCUCGACGAGGAGGAGACCGACUGGAAGAUCAUUGUCAUUGACGUCAAUGACCCAUUGGCACCUCGACUCAACGACAUUGAGGAUGUCGAGCGACACCUACCGGGCCUGUUGAGGGCUACCAAUGAGUGGUUCCGUAUCUACAAAAUUCCGGACGGAAAGCCAGAAAAUCAGUUUGCUUUCUCAGGCGAGUGCAAGAACAAGAAGUACGCCACGGAUGUCAUUCGCGAAUGUGCGGAGGCCUGGGAGAAGUUGAUCACUGGCAGGACUCAGCCGGGUGGCAUUUCUUUGACCAAUGGGACCGUCCCGCAUUCCCCAGACCGUGCGGAUGCGAGCUCCCUCAAAAUCCCCCGGCAUGAAGACCUAGCUCCCAAGCCUAUCGACGGGAUUUAUGACAAGUGGUUCUUCAUUUCUGGCGCUGCCGUCUAA
Messenger RNA from Letharia columbiana, 1125 nucleotides. RefSeq lists its product as uncharacterized. Gene Ontology annotation, molecular function: magnesium ion binding; inorganic diphosphate phosphatase activity. The record is from RefSeq and is a predicted model, not a curated record. The coding region runs from base 1 to 1125 and encodes 374 amino acids. The transcript has 4 exons. Gene Ontology annotation, cellular component: cytoplasm; nucleus. Gene Ontology annotation, biological process: phosphate-containing compound metabolic process. Lineage: Eukaryota; Fungi; Ascomycota; Lecanoromycetes; Lecanorales; Parmeliaceae.